AUGCCGCGUUCAGACGCGAAUCGAAUGGUGGGUGUAGCACAGUAUUUUCCUCCCAACAAGCCAUUCGAAGCGGUUCAGUUCACCAACGACCAGUUUACAGAUAUAAAGACGUCGCUCGACAAGACUUUGGGCCCGGAGUAUGUGAGCUCACGUCCUGGCGGCGGUGGCACGUCUGUUGCGUAUCUCGAAGGCUGGAGAGCCCUCAAUAUUGCCAACGAGAUUUUUGGGUUCAACGGCUGGAGCUCAGCCAUCGUGGGGUACACGCUAGACUUCUGUGAUACCCUGCGAGAUGGCCGUAUUUCCAUGGGCCUAUCGGUGGUGGUUCGUGUGACUAUAAAAGAUGGUACUUACCAUGAGGACAUUGGAUAUGGGUACAUUGAUAAUGCCAAAAGCAAGGCCGCUGCGUACGAAAAGUGCAAGAAGGAAGCACUUACGGACGGCGUUAAGAGAUGUCUCCGUUGUUUUGGGAACGUGUUGGGUAAUUGUUUGUACGAUAAGGCGUUGAUGUCGAAAUUGAGAGGAAUUCCCAAGAAUACCACAGACCUAGGAGAGAAUGAUUUGUACCGAGACGACACGUUUACAAAGAUACGGGACCAGCGGCAACAUACAACAAAGGUAAAUAUCAUGCCGGGGAAAGAAAAGGCAGAGUACAAACAGAAAGUAGACCACAAGCAGACAACAGACAAAGAAGAACUGAGUGCAGGCCACAAACAGCCACCACCGACGGACCCAAAAGAGGCCACCCCCGCCACCAAGCAGGCUCCCGGCCAAGACGAAUUCGACGACUCGUUUCUCUUCAGCGACGACGCGGAAAUGAACAAAAUCGACGACUACGAAAUGGAAAUGAUCAUGAACAAAAGCGACAAAGAGAACGAGGAGCCCGACAUCGACAACACAUUCCACAAGACCAACGCACCCAAGGAUGCAGUUGCCCCUCCAAUUCCCUUCGAGGUGCCAUUAUUCGUAAGUGCCAAAAGAGCCGACCUCCUCAACACCACACCUUCAACCGACAUCCCGCAGUUCGACCCCAAGUUCGUGUCCCCCAACAUCCGCCGCACGUUGGACCCUACACGGUCAGCACCCGUGAGACGAAACGAUAUUUCUACGUCCCAGACCCCCAGUAAACCGCUUGUGCCGCUAAUGUCCACCACCACCACCCCCUCCACCAAGCGCAUGAUCGGCAUGCCACCUUCGCGAACGCCCGUUAAGCGCCUCCACAAGGAUUAG
This is a messenger RNA of Yamadazyma tenuis ATCC 10573, 1227 nucleotides long. RefSeq names its product NEDD8 activating enzyme (gene uba3). Lineage: Eukaryota; Fungi; Ascomycota; Pichiomycetes; Serinales; Debaryomycetaceae. Gene Ontology annotation, biological process: mitotic recombination; protein neddylation; double-strand break repair via homologous recombination. Gene Ontology annotation, molecular function: NEDD8 activating enzyme activity. The record is from RefSeq and is a predicted model, not a curated record. Gene Ontology annotation, cellular component: nucleus.